AUGCAAUUUCGCAAUGCUUCUCGUAAACGACAUCAACAUGACUGUUGCAGCCGGCCAACAGCCCCGGUCGCCAAUUCGGCUGGUAUCAGAAUUCUCGAUGGCGAGAUUCUCCUUGAUUGUAGACGUGUUUCCUCACUUUUUGUCGGCCCGUUUCUAUCCUCAUUUGGACCGGUUUCCACGUCCACUCGCAACCAGUUCUCCCGAUCCUUUGCAUACGUACAUGUGCGUGUGCCUUUUUGCGCACACUUUCCAUACCCUCAGCGAACUGAACCGGCGAUUUGGCCCUGUGGCAAACAUGUACCUCUCUGCCAGAGCUCCUUGACCGGUCGUGUCAGGCCUGAGUUUGCCUCGACAACCUUCGUCUCCCGCUCGGGGUCAAGCCAACCCUGGGCGCCCCUUCAGCCCGGCUCGGCCACAGACCCCGGAGCAUCAGAGAUAAGUGGAUAG
This is a messenger RNA of Protopolystoma xenopodis, 447 nucleotides long. NCBI's taxonomy places the organism in Eukaryota, Metazoa, Platyhelminthes, Monogenea, Polystomatidea, Polystomatidae. The record is from the annotation of a GenBank genome assembly.